This is a messenger RNA of Magnolia sinica, 1623 nucleotides long. Its product is annotated as GRF1-interacting factor 2-like. Gene Ontology annotation, biological process: leaf development; positive regulation of transcription by RNA polymerase II; cell population proliferation. The record is from RefSeq and is a predicted model, not a curated record. Gene Ontology annotation, molecular function: transcription coactivator activity. The coding region runs from base 599 to 1351 and encodes 250 amino acids. Lineage: Eukaryota; Viridiplantae; Streptophyta; Magnoliopsida; Magnoliales; Magnoliaceae. The transcript has 6 exons. Gene Ontology annotation, cellular component: nucleus.
CUCACGCGAAAUAAAAAAAAUGAAGGAGAGGAAAAAUUAAAAAAGAAAAUCAGUAAGGGUUAGGGCUUCCCUUGCCAGAGCAGAGAGAGGGAAGGAGACGCUGAGAGAGAGAGAGAGAGAGAGGGAAGGAGACGCUGAGCGAGGGAGAAGGAGACGUUGGGUCAGAGCAGGUAGGUGCACUUUCAAUGCAGCUGCGUUUCCACCACCCUCUCCCAAAUUCGAAAUGGAUAGCCGUUGCCUGUAACAAAGUAACCUGUGACUUGAAAAACACCUAAUUCCUCUGUUACAUUUCUUGCAAUCUUACCUGAUAGAAAGUUACAGGUUGAGACUUUGUUACCUGUAACAUUUCUCCCCCAAACACAAACUGUAAGAAAGUCACCUGUACCUUUCUUACAUUUUACACAAGUUACAGGCAUCCAAACGGCCCCUAAGUGACUUACCUGCAAGUCACUUCCCACUUACAGAACUUACAAGAAUCCAAACGACCCUAGGGUUUUCCUAGUAGAAUCACAAGGAGCAGAAAGAGAGAGAGAGAGAGGAAGGAGGGAGAUGCAGCAGCCACCGCAGAUGAUGCCCAUGAUCCCUCCUCCGUUCCCCAAUGCCAACAUCACAACCGAACAAAUUCAAAAGAAUCAUGUUAUUCUAUAUCGAAUUCCUCAACAAAAUGGUGUUGCAGAGAGAAAGAAUCAUCACAUUCUUGAAGUUACAUGCACCUUUGUCCUUGUACCUUGAUGAAAACAAGAAGCUGAUUCUUGCGAUUCUGGAUAACCAAAACCUUGGAAAGCUGGCAGAGUGUGCCCACUUUCAAGUCAAGCUUCAACAAAAUCUGAUGUAUCUGGCAGCCAUUGCGGAUGCACAACCACAAGUGCCCACAGUGCCACCUCAGAUGCCUCCGCAUGCUGUGAUGCAACAGGGAGGGCAUUUCAUGCAGCAUCCGCAGGUGGGGCCCCAGCCUCCCGUUUUUGCUCAGAAGGUUCCUUCGCAGUUUAACCCACAACAGAUGCAGGAGCAGCAGCAGCAACAACAACAUCCCUUGCAUCACCAACAUCCGUAUUCCAUCCAAGGUCAGAUGGGCAUGAGACCUGGCGCCAAUAAUGGUAUUCAUGCCAUGCAUCAUGCCGAGGUGACUCCCAGUGGCAGCGGCGGGCCGACAUCAACUCCGGGCUUAGGUGAGCUUGCACGUGGCGGUGCUUCCGGUAGUUCAGCUGAUGGGCGUGGAGGCGAGCAAGAUGCAGAGGCGGCGGCCCUGGAAGCCAGUACCGGCAAUGGCACAGGAAGCACUGCUGCUGGACAUGGCAGUGGUGAUGCAGAACCAUCAUUCCUUAAAGGACCUGAAGAAGGUGGUAAGUAAGAUGUGCCCCUGACAGGUAGCAUGGAUACUUAGCCAUUGCUAGUCAUGUGUGAAUGCUGUUGCUGCCAGUGUGUUAUCCUAAUGUACUUGUGAAAAUAGCUAAUACAUGAGCGAACAGGUUCAUAUUUUCGUCAUCGUUUUCCUUUUUUUUUUUAGUCGUCUGUUAAAAUGGUAAUGCGGUAGAUGUGUGAUCAUUCAUAUUAGGCUUGAAUCACUUCAUCUGUACAAAGUUGAUCAAACAAGAAUGAAGAUGCUUGUAUGGCAUAGCUGCA